UAGGUUAUUUUCCUAGAAAGGAUUCCAUUAAUCGGAUCAUUAAUCCACAAUAAGCUCUGUAAUUAAUAAGUUAAUAUGUAGCACCGAUUUGAGGUUUGAGAAACUGCACCGAACUGCAAUACAGUGUUUGUUCGUGUCUUGACCAUGGCGACUCAACCGAGCGAUGCAGAACUCAUAGUCAGCUUGCAAGCCAGGGUCAAGGAGCUAGAAACUGAGAAUGCAAAGCUGUUGGCUCAACUUGCUGAUUGCCACAGUCAUGAGAUGGAGGAAAAAUUACAUGGCCCUGACGGGAAAGACAGGGAAUCAAAAGAAGGCAACAGGAAAUUCGAAAAGAAGAUAGAGAAAAAAGAGUCAGGUUAUGACACAGGGUUUAUGAGCCAUCACAGCAAGAGACACGUAGCUUUAAAAGUCAUGUACUUUGGAAAAAGGUUUUAUGGUUUUGCGUCAGAGGCACAAAUGCAACCAACUGUUGAGUCUGAACUUUUUAAAGCUUUUGAGAAAACAAGGCUAUUAAUUGGCAAUAAGAAGGAGUCACAGUAUUCAAGAUGUGGUAGAACAGAUAAAGGGGUUUCCUCUGUUGGACAAGUGAUAGCUCUUUUCCUAAGAUCAAACCUCAAGUUAUCUGCAAUAAAUAAUGGAAAUUCUGGAGAAGUUGUUUUGGAUGAGAAACAUGAAGGGGAAAUAGAUUAUGUUAGGGUGCUAAAUCGAGUCCUUCCAAAUGACAUUCGAAUUUUGGGCUGGUGUCCUGCUCCUGUUGAUUUCCAUGCAAGGUUUAGUUGCUUAAGCAGGGAGUAUAAAUAUUUCUUCUGGAAGAAAAAUUUGUCCCAUUAGGCUAUGGAGAGUGCUGGAAACAAACUUGUUGGAGAGCAUGACUUUAGAAACUUCUGUAAAAUGGAUGCAGCAAAUGUGCACAACUACAGGCGGCACAUCACAUUGUUUGAGAUUUCUCCUACCGAUGUGAGGUACAAUGGUAAUCAACUUUGGGUGAUUAAAAUAAAAGGCAGUGCUUUUCUAUGGCAUCAGGUUCGCUGCAUGGUUGCUGUUCUAUUCAUGGUUGGCAAAGGUCUUGAAUCUCCAAAUGUGAUUGAUAUGCUACUCGACACUACUAGGAUCUUAAGGAAACCCCAGUAUACUAUGGCUUCAGAGGUUCCGUUGGUUCUUCAGUGCUGUGAAUUUGAUGACAUUAAGUUUAUAUGUUCAUCAGAUGCUGGAGAUGCUUUGCGGUCACACUUGGUGAAUGAAUGCCAAAUUUACCAGCUUCAAACUACAAUCUUUCACGAAGCUCUUCUUAACUGUGUGCCUCUUUCAAAUGAUCAAAGCUUGCUGCCUUUUCAGGCAACCAAGAAGAAAGUUUCCCAUGUUCCUCUUAUGUCACGUCCUACUGAGCCAUCAUAUGAAGAACGCCGUGCCAAACUCAACACAGUUGCAUGAAGAUUUCGUUGGUGAACUUUGUUAUAUAAUGUGUUUGGGUGAGCAUUUGCAUACUUAAUUUUGUAUGGCUUUUUAAUUUUGUAAAAUUAUUUUUUGGUUAAAACUUAUAACUGAGUUUGAAGGGUGUAAUUUUAGUAUAAUGUUAUUUAAUACUUUGGUAAAAAUAA
This is a messenger RNA of Vigna umbellata (rice bean), 1598 nucleotides long. The record is from RefSeq and is a predicted model, not a curated record. Lineage: Eukaryota; Viridiplantae; Streptophyta; Magnoliopsida; Fabales; Fabaceae.